Cicer arietinum (chickpea) is the source of this 1575-nucleotide messenger RNA. RefSeq lists its product as uncharacterized. The record is from RefSeq and is a predicted model, not a curated record. NCBI's taxonomy places the organism in Eukaryota, Viridiplantae, Streptophyta, Magnoliopsida, Fabales, Fabaceae.
UUCAUCUUGUGUUUCAAAAUAUAAGCACUUCAAAAUAGAAAUGACCCUUUUGUGUCCUUGCAGUUAACUUUCUAAGUAAGAAGAUAUACACAAAGGAAUAAUUAAUCACAAAAAAACACAUCUUAGGUAACCAACAAGCUUCCAUUUCCUUUUCUUAAAGUCUUCUAAGGCUUAAAAAACCAUUCUUAUUCAUCUAUGCAUCAAUAGUCAAUUCCCUGUUGCCUAUUCUUUAUUUUUUUUUAAACCAACUAUCCUCUACGUGCAACUGCAUAGACUAAUCCCUCGAGUCAGGUAGGACCACAAACGGCAGUAAAACUUCUCAGAUCUGAAUUUUACCCCAGAAUCUCUGGUUAAGCUUGAAGAGACUUGAAUCAUAUCAUCUAAGCAUUCUUAGUCCCUAUUCCUUUUAUACUAUUAUAUUAAUUAAAUUGUUAAUAUAUGCAUAUAUAAGUAUAUAUAUAUAUAAAUACUACUCUUUCUUACUUCAUAUCAUUAACCAUCAAAGAAGCUAAGAUGGGAGGGUGUUUUUCUUCAAGACCAUCAUGUACAUCAAAAACUAUCCGUUUAGUUCAUCUAAGUGGUUAUGUAGAAGAUUUUGAGCAACCAAUAACAGUAAACCAAGUCACAUGUGGAAAUCCACCAACUCACUUUGUUUGCACUUCUCUUCAACUUCUUUCAUCUUCAUCAAAACCAUUGAAGGGUGAUACACAACUUCAACCAGGAAUUGUGUACUUCAUGCUACCUUACUCAAUUCUACAAGCUGAUGUUUCACCUGUUGACUUGGCUUCACUUGCAAAGAGGCUAACUGCAAAGGCUAAAACAAGAAGAUUUGAAGAUAAAAAGAAGACAAUGAAAGGUAGUCCUUUGUUAAACAAAAAUGAGUUGAGGAGUGUUUGGAGUUCGCCUUUGAUGAGUCCCAGCCGAGUUGGUGCGGCCGAGGGAAUCGGUAUGGCAUAUGGAGGGAGUACGUGUCGGGGGCGGCUAUGGAGACCUUUGUUGGAUACUAUUAGAGAGAAGUCAUUCAAUAGGAGUAAUGAAUCUGACUUGCAAGAAAAUCAUUGAAGUUUUGAAGAUCUUGGAUUAAGGUAACACAUGAGAGAAAAAAUAAGGCAUGUUAGGUGGUUUUGAUGAAUCUGUUUGGAUUGACUUUCUUAAAAUUUGAUUUUGAAGACAUGUUGGCACAUUUGAUUUUGAAAAUUUCUUUCUGUAUGAUUCUCCAAUGAAUAUUCCUAUAGACUAUGAUGUAAAUGUGUAAGCUCUUGAUUUUUCAGUUUGGAGAUUUCAUGAUAAGUGUUAUAUAAUUAGAAUUGGAUUCAAGUGAAGUGUGAUUUACGAGACAUGAAUUAUUUCACAACUCUUAAGCAAUGCAGUCUUCUGCUUAAUUAUGUGCUUUGUAAUUAUAAUUUGUGGAGCAGUCAGAUCAAGAAAAAUUUCUGCUAGUGGAAUCUGUAACUUUUUUGGGUACAAUAAGAAGUUUGUAGAUUGCAUGAUUAGAAUAUGCAAACAAUUUAUAAUCUUCAAGUACAUGUAUGAUAUUUUAAGUCUAAUUAAGGGAUAAAAGAGUAUUGAACUCAA